Molecule: messenger RNA, 671 nt
Organism: Prinia subflava (tawny-flanked prinia)
Lineage: Eukaryota; Metazoa; Chordata; Aves; Passeriformes; Cisticolidae
Gene: NDUFB3
Product: NADH:ubiquinone oxidoreductase subunit B3
Exons: 3
Coding region: 261-563 (100 amino acids)
Biological process (GO): electron transport chain; mitochondrial respiratory chain complex I assembly
Cellular component (GO): mitochondrion
Source: RefSeq, a predicted model, not a curated record
GGCGGGGCUGGCACCGGCACCGGGCCGGGCCGCUGCCACCGGCGUGUCUGUGUGCGGGCAGGGCAGGGCAGGGCAGGCGGCGGGGCUGGGAGCGGGGGUGGCUGUCACUGCGGGCUGUGCCCUCCCUGCCCCGCUCCGUCCGACCUCUGGGCACAGUCUAUGCUGGUUCUGCUGGCACAGAGCGCCCGGCUGGUGCUGCAGCGCAGCCCGCUGGCCGCGGCGUGUGCGUGACAGGGCAAAACCCCCUCUCUUAUAAAGGCAUGGGACAUGGAAGUGACCACGGCCACGGCCAUGGCCAUGACAAAGUGGAACUGCCCGACUACAGGCAGUGGAAGGUGGAGGGGACUCCCCUCGAGGAGGUGCAGAGAAGGCUGGCGAAACGGGGCCUGAGGGAUCCCUGGGCUCGUAAUGAAGUCUGGAGAUACCAGGGUGGCUUUGCAAGACCUAUCACUAUAACAGAGAUCUUUACCAGGGGAUUCAAGUGGGGAGCUGCAGCUUUUGUCAUAGCUCUGGGCAUUGAAUAUGCACUGUUUCCUCCAAAGAAGAAUGGAGGCCACCACUGAAGAUCACAUAUGACAACUUAAUACUCACUAAUCACAAGCUGAAGCCUACAUAAGCCUGCUGCUCACUCUGUACUUAUAAUAUGCAUAUUAAAGUCUAUCACAGGCAAA